Messenger RNA from Paramecium pentaurelia, 792 nucleotides. The record is from the annotation of a GenBank genome assembly. NCBI's taxonomy places the organism in Eukaryota, Ciliophora, Oligohymenophorea, Peniculida, Parameciidae.
AUGAGUCUAAGAUUAGAACUGUUAAAAUGGGUUAAUGAAAAAUGUCCAUCAAUGAAAGCUAGUAAUAUUGAAAGUCUUUCAGAUGGGAGACAUUUCUUAUGUUUAUUAAGAAAAUACUUUCCAGACAUAGAAGUUCCUUAAUUUAAAAAAAGUUCUUCAAUUUUAUAAAGAAUGGAAUCCUUAAAUCUUGUGGCCUUUUAUUGUUAAAAAUUGGAUGCCUCAUUCAAAUUAGAUGUACUUAAAAUAGCAAAUAAAGAAGCAACUACAAUUUUAAAUUUCUUAAAAUUUCUCAAAUCAAUUCUAGAUAAAACACCAAUUAAAAACUCAUUCAUUUAAGAAGAAUUUUAAACUAUAUCUAAAGUAUUAGAAAAAGAUAAUCAUAAGAUUUGUGAGGAAGUUCUAGUUUCAUAAGUUCCUUAAACAAUAGAUGAUGAAACUCAAACUCAUGAAAUUAAAGAAGAUUUAGAUUCAUUACAUAAAUUUUAAUUUUAACUUAAAAGACUAAUGUCCUUAAAAUUGUAGCAUCCAUAUUUAGAAUUGGAACUUCUUAGAUUAUUAGAUUAUGAUCAGGAAGUUGCAGAUAUGAUGUAACAUUAUUAAUUAGCAGCUUAAAAAAGAAGUAAAAAUUCAAAACAUACUGAUUAUCAUUCAAUUCAUAGCAGUUAAUUUUAUUAUAGAGGUGAAGCCAAUUUGCUUGAUAUAGAUUAUUCUUUUGAUCAAUAAUAAGCUAGUAAAAGAAGCACAGAAUUUGAUAAUUUAUUUUAAGUGAGUGAUGAAAAGUUUAUUAUAUGA